UGCCACGGAAGGCCAACAGAGUGUGUGGCUGCGGCCAAAAUUUCAAGACUAAUGACAGAUCAGAGAAAGGCAAAGCAGAUCCACAAAAUCCGCGGUCAUACGAAUUUUCGAUCCUUGCAGAACAAGAUGCUGAUGUGCAGACAAUCUACUAGUUCCAAUUACUAAAAGUGAUUGGAUGUUGACGAAAAUGGGCGGAUCAUUGUAAAAGAGUUGUAUAGUAAACUGUACUGCUUCCCACACCCACAGGAAAUCCUCAAGAAGAUCGUAGCGACAUCAUAGGCAUUUGCUACCCUUGUAAGAACUGCUUCUAGGAUAGAUUCGAUCUGACAGUGACCCUAAUUUCCUGCUUUUCCGACGAGGACAUCGCUCUCCUCCGGCAAAACUCAUGACCCCCCAACCACCGCCACGCGCCCGUCCGCAACCCGGGCAGUACGUCGGUCUUCGCGACUUACAGGGCGGUUUGAAAGUGGUGCAACUGAAUGCCAACACCUCGAUUAAAUUUGGGAAGCACCCGACCGUCGACGCCAAUCUGUUGCUGAAAACGCCCUUCGGCGCGACUUUGCUCUACCAAGAACAUACCAACGAACAAACCGGAAGCACGACCCAUUCUUGGCAGCGUGCGGCGAGGACAGUUUUGGGCCAGUUGGAACACAACAAAGACGAAGAUGGCAGCUCUCCCGCUGGGUUGGACUCUCUCGCGCCGGGAGGACAGCAGCAGCAGCAGGCGCAAGUUCCAGAAGUCGCGCAGCCAGACGCGGAGCAAACGCAGAGAGGGAAAAAUAACCAGAACUUCAAGCAGGACAACAGCGCGCAGUCGCUGACGCAGGAACAGAUCCUGCAGAUGAAGGACGAGGGGAAAUCGGGGAUUGAUAUGAUAAAGGAAAUUGCGGGCAGCAGCGCUACUUUCGCCGAAAAAACCGUGUUUUCGCAGGCGAAAUACAUCGCCAGGAAGCAGAAAAAGUACAUCCACCAGCUGACCGUGCUGGAAGUCACGCCGAUGUUGCUCUGCGAGUACUACGCCCAGGAGAAGCCCAGCAAAAUCGCGCAUCUGAAAUUCGAAGUCCUCAGCGGGCUGCUGUGGCACGCAAACGUCUUCGGCUCAAGUUUCGGGAAAACAACAGCACGACCAACGGCCGAGAAGCAACCCCCAAGAGUUUUGGUAUACGACGAAGUUGGUGGAAUGCUCGCUGGCGCCGUGCACUACCGGAUGUUUGGGCCCGGUGAUUUGAUGAGCAGUCGUAGUUCCACAUCCACGACCUCGAGCAGUAGUAUACUCGCUACUGGAACAAGUAACGCCUCACGGAACGGCCUCUUCCGCAUCCACCAGACUGUCGGGGCGCCGAACAAAGCGGGCGAGCAGCUCAACUGCCCCACCGCACGCGUACUGCCCUUCGAUCUGGUGGAAAGCCUUCUUCUCGACGAUGAAGCACCAAAGCAGAGUACAGCUACAGGAUCAUGUGCUGAGGAUUGUAACAGAAGUCCCAUGGAACAAGAAGUAGCCACGAAUAAGCAGAAGUUAAUCGAUGAUUUUAUCGCUUUGCCGGAAGAAAUGAGAAGCCUCAACCUGGGAGCGCUGGAAGGAAAGGUCGCAGAGUACGAAGCAGAAUUGAAGGACAAAGGAACUACAGAAAUCGUGGUUUCAGAGGCCAACAAUGCGACGUCUAAAACGCCGUCUAAUGUCGAUGUAAACCCGAAAUUCGUCGAACGGCUCCGGCGGUGCGUGCUGCGCAAGAACCUGGUCGAGGAUUUUUUCGCGAAUACGAAAGUAUCAACAUCAAAUGCAGCCGAACGUCAACCGAGCACAAAAACCGGCAGCAUGGACACGUUCGUCGUCGCUUUGAACCCGAGCGGGCAGAACGGCGAGAAUUCCGUUGACCCGAUGCACCUCUGGAAACUCGCGGAACAAGUGCUCCGCGGGUCGGGCAUUCUAGCCGUUUACUCCACGCAGUUCCAGCCGUUGGCGGAGCUGCAGCGAAAAUUGCGGGAGACGAGCGGCAAACCCGAGCUGCGAGUCCGGUGGACCCACGUGAAAAUGCACGAAUACUUCACGCGGGAGUGGCAGGUGCUUCCGAUGCGCACCCACCCGGUAAUGGACAGUUGUUUGAAUCUCGUACAGGGCUUUGUGCUGUGCGCGACCAUGCUGCGGGUCGACACGGAAGCGGAGGCGCACGACCUGGAAUCCCGUGAGCGCGCGGAGGCCUUUGCGAAAGCAAACAAUCUAGGCUUGAUGCAGCAGCAUUCCAAACGACGCCGAGUGAGGAAAUAAGGGAACUGGAGGACACGACCGUUGAGUGACUUAAAAAUGUGCGGACACAUCAAAUUGCGCUCUUUCGGAUCUGGGCGACGGCCAUUUGAAAUUGUCCUACAACGUCUUCCUCAAACGAAUCACGGUUUGUUGUUUUGCAAAACGCUGUAUUGCAGUGAGCCGCUACGUCCAUCGAGGGCGACCUCAUUUGACGUCAGAAAAGUUUAUUUUCGACUCGAUGGAACCGGAU
Molecule: messenger RNA, 2495 nt
Organism: Amoebophrya sp. A120
Lineage: Eukaryota; Dinophyceae; Syndiniales; Amoebophryaceae
Source: the annotation of a GenBank genome assembly